This is a messenger RNA of Aspergillus calidoustus, 552 nucleotides long. Lineage: Eukaryota; Fungi; Ascomycota; Eurotiomycetes; Eurotiales; Aspergillaceae. The record is from the annotation of a GenBank genome assembly.
AUGACAACAAGCAGAGUCCUCUGGCUGCUACUCCAUCUCACGCUCUUGCUCCCCAUCGCCGCCGCAAUCCUCUUCGUGUUCGUCUACUACCACCGUCCUGACACCUCAAUCACCACCAAAGGCAAAUCCCAAACAACAGUGUUCAAAACCGUCCCAGAACGCCGCGCAAUAAUCGCAGCCGCGCAAGUUCCCAACGAUAAGCGGAAGACCCAACUCACCACGCACGAGGCUCGAGCGUGGUCGAACCAGCGUCUUCAACGGGCAUUUGGGAUCCAGAAUGCAUUCACAACCGGCAAUGGAGCCGACGCGAGGACGUUUGUGACCGAGGCCCAUAGACUCAUUAGGGUUUCGGCUGUGGAUUGGGAUGGGCUCUCGAGCAUGCUUUCGCGUAUGGUUCUGGAUUUGAUGGACUGGGCGGCUGUGGCGGAUGAGGAUGGCAGUGCCAGUGCUAGUGGUGGUGGGACUCGUCUCAAAAGUCAUGCUGGCUCCGGUGGUACGGGCUCUGGCGCUCAAGACGUCACUUGUGGUUCUGUUCGGGAUGAAUGGUACUGA